GUGGAGGAGGUGAGCGCCCUGCAAGCGCUACCGAUCGACGUGCAGCUGAACAUCAUGUCCUUCCUCUCGCCCCAAGAUUUGUGCCAUUUGGGAAGCACGAGUUGUUACUGGAGGGCAGCUGUGCAAGAUCCGUUGCUGUGGAGGUAUUUUCUCCUGAGGGAUCUCCCCUUCUGGACAUCCGUUGAUUGGAAAUCGCUCCCAGAUGUGGAGAUUUUCAAUAAAACCUUUUCAGAGGCCAGUGAUAGCACGCUGUAUGAUUACAUGGCAGUAUAUAAGAAAAGCUGCCCUCAGAAUAGAAGAAGCUUGAAAUCGAGCCGUCCCCGGUAUGGGGCUGUGACUUCCUUUUUGCAAUCACUGGUCACUCAGGCAGAACCUCGCUUUGCUAUGUUUGGGCCAGGUUUGGAAGAGCUGGACUGCUCUUUAGUGCAAAAGAUGAUGACAAGCCCAGAAAUUCUGAUAGUAGCUGGCCUACCUCAAAGACAAAUUCAUGGAAUCGGAUCAGGAGUCAGUUUUCAGUUUAAUAACAAUCAAAAAUUCAAUAUUCUGACAUUAUAUUCAACCACCAGUGUGGAAAGGAGGAGAGCGAGGGCAAAGCAAGCUGUUGCUGUGAAUAAGAUGUUCUACCAAGAGAACAGCAUAGUAGGGGAUCAGCAAACCGUGCACUACAGUGUAAUAGCUCAAGUGAAAAAGGUGUGCGAAGUAGUUGAAGGAUUCAUUUAUGUUGCUAAUGCAGAAGCUCAUACAAAGCAUGAUCGUCAAGAGGAGCUGACUCAUAUUUUGGCAAUGACUGAUCCAUCACUGGGGCCUCCGAACAGACCUCUGCUAGUUUUGUCUUGUGUCUCUCAUGUCAGUGUGAAAAGAAUUCCAUGUGUUUACAUGGCACAUCAGUUGCAACUAAAUCUGCUACGUCAGCCCUGGAUGGUGCAGGACACUGUAGCUGCAACUUUAUCUGGAUUGCUAAAUGGAAUUGAGUGGCUCCUGGAAGAAGCAAAUUGUAAAACUGCACAGUAAUGGAACUGUGCAUAGUUUUACUGCAUAGAGACUUUGGUGUUCUGCAGUUCAGAUGAAGUGAGAAUCUUGUCCUGACAGAGCACUCUCAGAAAGGAGAUUUAGAAGGCAAACCUGCAUAUAUUUCACUGCAUGUACUUUAAUAAUUAACAUUCUUCCAACUGUAGUCCUGAACUAGAAGUACAAGUAGGAUUGCCUGGAUUCCAGCAGCUGAUGAAGUUUGGGAGCAAUCUGGGUGUUUUGGGUUUUUUCUUUCUUUCAAGCUGGGGCCUUUGGGGUGCAACUUAUCUCGGUAUGUCUGAUGAUCUGAUCUCUUCCGUAAAUACAUCUAACACUGGGUUGGUUUAUCAGCACAGCCCCAUGGCACACAUCACGCGUUUAGUAAGUAUAUUCAGUGGAGGCCUUGACAGUGACAGUUCCCAAACAAAGAAAAUACAUUGCACGGUUGAUAGAAAGACAGUAUCUCUUUCAAAAGAGUAAAUUCCCCUGUAUUUUUUCCAGAAACAAUACCUAGACAAGAAAUAGCACCUGUGGGUAAAUGGUCGGCCCAGACCAAAAUUCUCAGAAGCAAACAAACCAUUGUGUAUGAACUGGUGGUUUCUUCUUUGUGAUCUUAUUUAUUAACCAAGCACAAAAGAAUUCAGCAUCUUCUGCUUUCUCUUGGAGUUAUUAGCUUGAACUGGACAUACCUCUGAUGUCACAAAUAAAUGUUAAAUAGACUCAUUAGUACUUCAGGACGUUCAUCGAAGGCAUAGGACCUAUCAGUUACUCAAAUAGUUGUGGCCAUUUGCAGAUGCAAAAUGUACUUGGCUUGAAAUUUUCUACAUGACUGCAAAUAUUUUUAUAAAAAGGGAAAGAACAUUCUGGAGCUGGAAUUGUGUUUUCCACAUUGACGUCAUUUGGGAUAGUCCUAGUCUCCCACCUUUUUAAUGCUUUUUAAUUGUUGGAUGAAUGUUCAGAAACUUCCCUUGUGUUGUAGAAGCCACUUCCUAGCUCAAACGGAACCCAUCGCAGGGCAUCAGUCGCAAGGCUUGCUAAAGGCGCAAGCUGUGAACUCAGUCCCCUAGAUACACUGACCGUACGCUGGACUUCUCCUUAGCUGCAUGAAGGCCCCUGAAACUGCAAACCAGAAAGGGAAGGUAGCCACAGCCAUCGGCAGAAGCUGCGUCCGUUAAGGUAAGGAAAGGCAUGUCCCGCCUGGAGGCAGUGGAAGGGCCCAGUGAGGAAGAGGAAGACCCCAGACCCAAACAUUGCUGUUGGACUGAACUGUCGCAUGACGGGAGGGGAACUUAAAUUGUGAGGGUGUAAUUGCCCAAGGGAUUUCUUUGUUCGGGGUCCCUCUCCAGGGGCACCGAGCUUGAGCUGUUUUUUACUGCUGUAGCACUCAAUAAAUUGGACGGGCAUACGUCAUGGGGAAGACUGCUUCGGGGAAACUUUGGGCCAAGCCCGAGGGGAAAGGAAGCCCCCACGGGUGAGUGUGUGUGGGCGAGGAAUCAAAAUGGGGGCACCCACCGGCUCGCUGGAGCUGCCCGCUGCGCAGGGACUCGUCCCAGUGGUUACAGUCUGGGGUGGUGUGUGUGCGACUCCCCAAAUGGUGAGGGGUGCUUGGGCAGCGGCUGCUCCUUUAACACUUCCAUUUCUCGCCUAUGCAUGUAAUUUGUUUUGUUAUGGGUUUUUUUUGUUUUUUCCUCUCUUCCCUCUGUGGAAAUGCAGUAGUCUCAGGAUUUUUUCAUGGUACCUAUAUAAAUGACUACAUGGUGCACACCUGGAUGUGUGACUGCCCUCAGUCUGGUACAUGUGUGUGAUGCUCGACACAGCAAUGUCAGAAACAUUUAAUUUGAGAAGUUUUUUAAUUUUCUAAUGAAUGAAUGAGGAAAAUUCUUUCAUCUUUAUGCACAAGUAACUUGGCUUUCUACAAGUUUUUGUAUGUCUUCUUACCAGGACAUAUGGGAGU
This is a messenger RNA of Egretta garzetta (little egret), 2962 nucleotides long. It is a transcript of the gene FBXO4, whose product is annotated as F-box protein 4. Gene Ontology annotation, biological process: protein polyubiquitination; SCF-dependent proteasomal ubiquitin-dependent protein catabolic process. Lineage: Eukaryota; Metazoa; Chordata; Aves; Pelecaniformes; Ardeidae. The coding region runs from base 55 to 1011 and encodes 318 amino acids. Gene Ontology annotation, molecular function: protein binding. Gene Ontology annotation, cellular component: SCF ubiquitin ligase complex. The record is from RefSeq and is a predicted model, not a curated record. The transcript is spliced from 7 exons.